Pieris napi is the source of this 2046-nucleotide messenger RNA. It is a transcript of the gene Mks1, whose product is annotated as Meckel syndrome type 1 protein homolog. Gene Ontology annotation, biological process: cilium assembly. The transcript has 8 exons. The coding region runs from base 368 to 1873 and encodes 501 amino acids. Gene Ontology annotation, cellular component: MKS complex. NCBI's taxonomy places the organism in Eukaryota, Metazoa, Arthropoda, Insecta, Lepidoptera, Pieridae. The record is from RefSeq and is a predicted model, not a curated record.
AAAAUACUGUUGUCAUAGUGAUAGCGCCAAAUAACUAAUAAGACAACAAGUAACAACUAACAAGUAUACAUAAUACAAGUACUAAGUAGUGCAUCUUGCAUCAAUCUCCUUCGGGUAAAUCGGGCCUUCUCCAUCUACACGACACUGGCGAAGUAUCACAAUAAAACAUAUCACAUCACAAAUAAAAGCCAUUAAAAAAUUUAAAAAAAAAGUAAUGGAAACUAUGCUGAAUGUAAUAUAAAUAACGUAAUAGCAAAAUCAGGCGUAAUACUAAAAUGCUAGAACAGUUCGUAUUAUUAUGGUAUUAUUGUGGUAAUUAAUUGUGCCAACUAGAUGUAAAAUAUUCUAUUAUUGUCGUGUUGUAACAAUGAAUGAUUUUCUAAAAAAUAACAAGUCUUCUAAUAUAUAUUGGCUUAAGUAUCCUUUACAGCAUUUGAAUUUAACGUUAAAACUCAAGGCACAGGAGACUAUCACAUUACUUCCGAAAUUUGGAGAACAUUUAAAGCAAUCUGAGGAAGAUGCACAAAAUGUAUUACAAUACCAGGAGAAUAAUUUUCAGUGGCAGGAAAAAUUAUUUAGCCAGUAUCAGUUUACAAAAUUUGGUGAUAUUCAGAACUGUGUCUCUGAACUGGACUUGGCCUUCAAUAGAUCUAUUCAUCAAUUCAAUAAAAAGCCCCAAAAAGUUUUUACUUAUAUAAAUGAAGAAUAUGCUUUUCCAUUGCCUUUUGAAUCAAAAGGUUAUGACAAUGGGUUUUUUAGUUCUUGUUUUAAAACUUUGAACUUAGAAGAUUUUUUCAAAGAUCUUGGAAAAGGAGAAUCAAUGCGCAAUUUGUUCAAAAGUGAAGAUGAUGUAGCCCGUGAGGAAGAAUGGAGAGCAAUGUAUAUUUUGUAUGAUAAUUCAAAAUAUGACGAAGAUAACAACUUAAUAUUUCAAGAUGAGUGCCUUCUUGUAUCAAUAUACCACAAUACCAAGUAUAAUUAUAUAAUGAUAUCCCCAGAUAUUAAUAAUGAAUCUAAUCCAUAUGCUGUAGAAAGCUCCUCUGGAUAUUUGGAUUUUGAGUAUUUUAUAAAUGUAGACUUUGGCAAGACUGGCUGUGGAGAGGAGUUCGAGGAUUUGCUUAAUAAAUUGUUAAAGAAGUUGGAGAAGAAACAAAAACACUUGACAAAAUUUGUUAUGCCUCCCCUUGGAACAAGGAAAUAUUACAUAUCAUUAGAAAUAGAAUCUGCUAAGGAUUUUGAUGGUGAUAUUUAUAUAGAAUAUCAUGUGAAGAUUCCAGAAAACAUUGAGUCUGUAAGUUUACUCACAGGAAGGACACAUUUGAACAAAUUCCUAAUAAAUGAGGGCAUACGCAUGUGGACUUUUGGGCAUAUUGUGGAUUUUGAAGUUGAAGGUGCUACUGGAAUAGAUCCCUUGCCACUUAAGAUAUUCUUUGAAGUUAUAUCAGUUGACAGAUGGGGGCGACACAGGACUGAGGGUUAUACCUAUUUUCCACUGGCAUUAAUACCAGGGUAUUUCAAAAAACAGCUGUCCUGUACUAGGCCAGAGGAAUUGAACGAGAUAGAUGCUGAAAGCCGACGUUUUUUUGUUGGGGGCUGUCAUUUGAUUGAGGAUUUGGAAAUUCUUGUCAAACCUCAGCUUUAUGCGACAAACUUCAGAUUCGUAUCCACAGGCAGUAUAGCAGUUCACUGGACGGUUAUAUCUCAUUCUCAUUCCCCUGGCUGCCAUUCCUCAGAAAAUCAGUCCACUGUGCCCCAUUCCUCGAGCUCUGACCUGAUACAGGGGGCUGACGCGGUUUUAAAGCAAUAUAAGCGGGCGAAAGCAACGCUGGCUGCCGCUACUAGAAGUUUAAGACAAGCUGUGGAUUCAGAAUGAAUGAUGCCACUAUUUAUCGCCCAAUCGAUCAUCAAGGCCGCUGAGAGGGAAGUGGAAAAAUUUAUAAGUGACUAGCAGACUCGGCCAAGCGUUGCUGUGGCUAAGGUUUUUGUUAUACUACAUAGUAGUAAUCUAUUCAAGGAAAACGGUAGGAGAACACCAGUCAUGGGGAC